CCGAAACAAUUACUUAUCUGUCGACUAAUAUUCAGUUGGGCACCCGAAACUGAGAGCUGGCUGUCCUGCGCUCUGACUUUGCCAGCAAACACGUUCCUUGAGCUUCUUGCGCCUUUAAACCUACAUUUUAAGUUACCAGCUUUGCGAAUCUACUCCUAAAAGUUUGCAUAGUAGCCAGCCGCUCUUUCUGGGGCGACCCUGGCGGAGAGGAAAAUUUAUCACGGCUCUCGGCCGAGCCCGGACGCAAUGCCUUCACCGGGCUCUAUAGACGUGGAGGCGGUACAGGCGAGCGCGCGGCUUUUACCAGAGGCGGACAGCUCCAAACCGACCGAGAUACACCGGCUGUCCAGCGGGACGGGACGACAACGCGCGGCAAGCGGGGCGCAGGCGCUCACGAGCAUCGUGCACAGCUGGGCCUCGCGGAAGUUCGCCGUCGGAUGUGCCAUCCUGUUCCCGGUGGCUGUGACAGUGUAUGUGACUUGGUGGUUCCUCACAUUCUUUGAUAACUUCUUCUCGCCAAUAUACUACAAGCUGUUUGACUUCCACGUGUUUGGACUGGGCUUCAUCACCUCCAUGAGCUUCAUCUUCCUCAUCGGCGUGUUCUUCUCGUCGUGGCUGGGCUCGGCGCUGCUGGGCAUCGGCGAGUGGAUCAUCAAGCGCCUGCCGCUCGUCAAGCACAUCUACAGCGCAUCCAAGCAGGUCAGCGCCGCCAUCAAUCCGGAGAACGAGGCGUCAAAGGCCUUCCAAGAGUGCGUUAUCAUCCGCCACCCGCGGAAAGGGGAGUACGCCAUCGCCUUCAUCACGGGGCGGACCGUCCUGCAGAUGGGGAGCCAGGACACGAAGCUGAACACGGUGUACGUGCCCACCAACCACGUGUAUGUGGGCGACAUCUUCCUGCUCGAGGACAAAGACGUCAUGCACACAAACCUGUCGGUGCGGGAAGGCCUAGAAAUCGUCGUGUCUUGCGGCAUGGCCAUUCCGCCUAACCUGGUCACCGUGCCUCGGCCGUGACACCAGCAGGAGCUCAGUCGGCACGGACUGGUAGUGACCUAACUGUGACAGCAGGUGAUGCUCGGGUGUUCGCCUGCGCGCCAGCGGGCACCGUGCAUCUAUCGCAUGGUGUUUACACUGGAGCUAGGAUUGAUUGUUAUUACCGGCAAUCUGCGUGUAGAAGUGAAGACGGCAACGCAGCCCCCGCCGGGCCCGCGUGCUGUGCGACAUUGACCAGUAAUGGGUAUUAUAAAUGAAAGGCCAACCGCCUUUGUAAACGAGGGGGCAUUUGAUGAUGAGUGUAUAGAAUAAGGCAGCAUACGGCACAGGCUGUGCUCACGCUUCUGUUUAGGGUGUUGAUGGAGAGGUCAGUCUGGGGCAGUCGGCGCUGUGGCGGAUUUGCGCAGAGCCGGGGCGAUGCGGCAGUGCCAGUGACACUGGGAGUUUGAGCAGUGGGUACGGUGGUGCUGCUCACAGCGCAAUUGCAAUGCACCCUUAUGCGUUGGACAAUAAGCUAACAAGGUCAGAGGGGCAGGUAGUUGUGUAAAACCAAGAACGU
This is a messenger RNA of Chlamydomonas reinhardtii, 1549 nucleotides long. RefSeq lists its product as uncharacterized. The record is from RefSeq and is a predicted model, not a curated record. NCBI's taxonomy places the organism in Eukaryota, Viridiplantae, Chlorophyta, Chlorophyceae, Chlamydomonadales, Chlamydomonadaceae. The transcript is spliced from 8 exons. The coding region runs from base 247 to 1011 and encodes 254 amino acids. Gene Ontology annotation, cellular component: Golgi apparatus.